AUGAAAACAUUCCAUAUCAUAUCCGAUGGGCAUCAUAUUGAUCCUUCGUGCUCACUUUAUUUCAUUGGUGUGAAUAAUAUAAACAGCACGUACAGUUUUUCCGGCAUGUGCUUUAAAAUGUCUGAUAUAGCAUUACCUUGUAGCAGAAAUAAUACACUUAUUUUUCGAGGAUGGGCUUUGGAUAUUCGUCACCGAAACCAGUCAAUAUUGCUGUAUGCAAAUCAAAGUAUGCUGAUUACAGAGAAAACUUUACGAUGUGACAACAAACAAGAUUUCACCAUAAGCUAUGAAUUCUGUUGGGAGGAAAUAUUUAUGUUAGAGAUUUUAUUCUACAGUCAAAACAAGCCAUCUUCAGUUUUACCAACAAUAAAUGUACAGUCGCGAGUAUUAAUUGGCUCAAAAUAUCCGGCACUAAGUUUACAUGACCUGGAAACAAUGACAAUACAGAUGGAUGAAUGCAGAUGUAGUAAUGUUCCCAACUGUAGGAAAUGUAUAGCAACAUUACACCAAAUGUAUCUUGAUUUCCUUCGAAUUUUGAUUGGCAAUAAUAAGAAUAAUAAUAACAAUAAUAACGGCAAAGAUGCCAUCAAGGAAGAAUCAAGUUCUGCUAGUGUUGAUCUAAAUAUUCUGCUACCUACUCUGUUUGGUUCUAUUGUAACUAUUGUAGUAGCAGUUAUAGGUGUCAAAUCUAACUCAGAAAGAAAAAGAGCAGCCGACAAUGGAAGUCAACAAACAAACGAUACACAAAGAAGAAGAUCAGCCGACAAUGGAAGUCAACAAACAAACGAUACACGAAAUGGGAGACAACAAGACCAAAGAACAUAUACAGUUAACUGCAGAAAGUUGAAGCAAGAAAGUGGUUACAACAUGGAAUGCGUGGGAUUUGAGAAAAAAAGUGUACUCAUUUGAAUUCAUUCACUAACAUUUACUAUUUGUUUAUUAAUUACAGCUAUCAAUCACAUCUGUAUGAGGCAUUUCUGUUUAAAUUGAUUUGUUUUGUAGUUAAUUUAAAAUGUUCGAAUUUUAUUCCGUACAAAUAUUGUUUGCACCUUUUAUAUCAUGACUCUUCCGAAAUACACUUCUUAUAUGAUUUUUGUACUGGAAAACACGUUUUACGCUGGUGUCUUUGUAAUAUGACAGGCUCACAUCGUCUCGAGUAUAAUUUUUUUUAAUAAAAUAAACAGAAACAAUCAAAGAUAUGACAUUAAAACGCACAAUAGUUCCAAAACUUCCCUUUUGUUCAAUACAAUAUACAUCUUUAUGAUGAAUUCCCCAGUUACCGUUUCUUAAAAGGAAAUGCAAAUCUUUUAUUUGUCUAAGAAUUCACUCCUUCUCUGUUGUUUAUACAGUUAAGCACCACUCAGGAUGAGAAUUUCAAGUCAUUUCCGUUAUUUUCAGUUUUUACAAGUGGUUUACACAAAAUACCAAAGCUGUCAUCACAAAGAUUUACAAAAUGUAAUAAUCUUGGCAUCGUGAAAAUGUACAAGUGUUAUAGAAAAUCUAUAUGCAUUAAAACCAAUUCAUCGACUCAUUUUCAGAAAAAAAAUAAAUGAUACGUUGGACUUACGGACAAAUUGUUGUUUUAAGCAUUGUAACACCAUAUCUAUGCCUGAGAGUAAAUUUUUUGUUAUGACAAAGUUCUGGUUUUGACAUUUCGUAAUACGUGCGCAGAGGAUACAUAUGCUUCAUAUCGAAAACAUGUAAUAUAUGUAUACCUUUCAACUAUUAAAAUGCUAUUUUUCGGUAUUUCAUGGACGUUAUAAAGAAUCAUUAGCUUUAAGGCAAAAAAGGUUGACUCAUAAUAACCUUCCGAUCAUCGAUCUUAGGUUAUUUCAUAAUCAAAAAUAAUGGAUCCCCAUAUUGUCAUAAUAUAUAUUGAUAGUUUGAUGUAUAACUAUUUGUCUUACCUCCUAUACAUUUUUUAGGAAUAUGAUUGUUUGAAAGCGACCUCGUGGAGAUCGUGUAUAUUUAAUAUGGGGUAAUUAGGCGUUUUUUUAUUUUAAUACACGGUUAUGUCCCUUUAUAAAAAAGCGGCGUUGAAGAAAAAUCUGAAACGUUUCGCCGGGACAACAGAUGAAGAAAUUGAUGAUGAACGAUUGAAAUAAAUGCAGAAAACACAUUAAAAACUAAUAAGUUGUUAUUGUUUCACUUGUUUUAUAUAGACAAAUUGAAGUAGGUUCUUUAUAUUAAAGACUUGAACACUUUGAUAGGCCACUAGUCUAAAUGCCACAUGUUAAGAUAGUCGGUAAGAUAAUUUUUUUACACAGUGUGCUAGUGAUCUAAUACGAUAUAUAUGGUCUCACUCCAUAUGGAAUUUACUGACCCCAUACAUAUCGUAUAAGGCCAUUAGCACACUAUGUAACUAAUACUAUAAAUGUAUAUAUAUUUUCUAAUUUCAUAUCUCAUUUUUUUGUAUUCUUGACUUUCAUUUUUGUUUAUGUGCUUUGUUUAUAGAGUGUCUAUAUGCAAUUCUGUUUUUCUAUGUGAACAUAGUUGUUUGUUUUAUAGUGAUUAAGAUUGUAGCAAGUAAGAUUUUUUAGAAACCAUACUUGUUACGAGUGUUAAUAUAUUUUUUUUUUUCAUAUUUGUCAACAGAAUUGCAUUAAAAGCUUUUAUACUUAUAUUUAAAAAAUAUUUAUUUUUGCUGCAUAUUGACAAUGCAAAUGAAAUAUAUCAUUCCAUGCAUCGAUUUUAAGUAUGAAACAAUUUCAAGUAGUCUUCAUAUUUUUCAAACUAUUUUACGAGCAUGCUAGUCUAUCAACUUAGAUAAGAAUUUUAAAUAUAUAUUUUUUUUCUGUGAAGAUAACACUUCAUAAAUAUUGAAUGUGCAUGUAAAACAAUAAAGGAAAUCCUUUUUACAAAAGCUGAAAUCCGUUGAAGGAUUUGACCCUUUUUAACACUUAGGUUAUUUCCCUUUUUUGCCGUCUUCACUGUGUAUUUGCAUUCAUAGUGUAUAUAAGAAUAAGGUCCAUUUGCAUUUGCGUUGUGAGUUACAUUCUUUUCUGCAUUUCAAUCAAUGCUUAUAAAUGUUGGUCUGCUUGACUGUCAACGAUGAGCUAGUUCCAGUACCGUAUGAUUGGGAAUGACAUAUCUAUUUGGAAAUUCAUUCCUGGUUAUAAGUCAUUUCAAAUUCGGACGUUGAUUCCUAAAUUUACAUUUGUUUUGAACUAACAUGACGGUCUCCUGAGUGUUUGAGAGCGGGAGGGCGUAUCCUGUAUGUAAAAUAUUGACAAUUCAACACUCAUUCCUGUACCUUGUCAAUAGCUAAUGUUGUCUAUGAGCAUCGUUUUAAGGACACUUUUAAACGUGGCCGUAUUCUUGUUUAUGUAUUUUUAUGAAUAUAUAUAUCAUGACGUUAAAAUAAUUUGUAUUCCAUAUUCUUAUCAUGAAAAUUAUAUAAAGUACAAAUAUGUCGAUCAAAUCAAAAUGUGAAUUUGCUGAAAAAAAUCAAUAAAACGAAUCGUCCUCUUGCAAUAACUGAUCAAUUAUGUGAUAUACGUUGACUGCAGGGAAUGCUUAAACUUCUGUGUGGUAAGCUUAGUGUUGCUACACCUUUAGUGUUUUGUAUUCAUGGUUUUUGACUGCCUUUUUGUUGUUUUUCUUUUUGACAAUAGUGUUGACUGGUUUUAUUUGAUUUAUAAUUUGUAUUGUCUCUUGGUACAUUCUACAUCUUUUACACAUCAAUCAUCAAAACAAAAAAAUAAUAACGUUUUGCUUUUUUAAUUUUUCGUCCCAAACAUAUAUGCAAUUGGCUUCUAGUUUGUAGAUUUUAAGUGAGGAUCUAUAUUUUUAAGGUUAUUGCUAAACAACUCACGAGACCUGCGAACUGUUGUAUCAUAUAUCUAUGUAGUCUUUAUAAUUAUAACGUUAAGGCAACAAUAGUUUACCUAUUAUCAAAUCACUUAAAUCGAUAAAAAAAGGUAACAAACAAUACCUGGGGGAAUCUUUCUAAGGCUUUAUACAUCGAUGUACUAAGAAAUAUAACAAUAAAUUUUGUAACUUCAUUUUAUUGAAACGAGCGUGAUGUAAAUUUUAUACGACAACUAUGUUCUGUUCUCUAGUAUUUUAAACUUACAACCAUUAAUGAGUACUUUUUCAGUUGUAAAAUCUUUAAAGGUAUUUCGUUAGCUGUGUUUUUGUAGGUCUCUUGAAAUUUCUCUGCUUAAAUAAAUCAUUGUUUGUUUUGGAGUCACAAUAUUUCAUUUGUUAGCAACCGUUUCCACUGGUCGCAUAUAGUAUUCUUAUACAUACAUAAAUUGUACUUUAUUAUUAAAAUUCAUAAAGCCCCGACAAAGCAGCUAUGUAUUCAACAAUACUCGAAAAAUAAUUUGACGAUGUAUAUUCCUUUUUAAUAAUCCAUAAUUUUGGAAAGUCUUUACACAUAAUCAGAAUGUGUCCAUCGUAACUUAUAAUCGAUCUCUGUGCUCCCUUUGCCUCACUAUUUUGAUUUCAGUCAUACUUUCAGAAAUACAUUUUGGUCGAUCGACAGAAGAAUCAUCUAAUUUUGAUACACUAUCUGUUUUUUUGUAUGUGAAACGCAACGAUAUCAGCGUCCAAGGAUUAUUACCACAUAUAUGGGCCUUUACUUAAAUAUAUAUUCCUUAUUUUUCGAAAUAUGGAGUAAUCAUACAUGGUUGGGAUUUAAUGGACCAAAGUGAUCAUGCCACAGUUUAAGCUUUUUCUGUAUUUCUAGAUCUUUGAAGAUCACUAUUGUAUUUGUUUCUGAACUGGCUCUCUGAGCCUUCUGUACCUCACUAUCAUAAAAAUAAUAUUUAUUUGGACUGCUAUUAUAUUUUACAUUUACAGACUACUUGCCCAACUUCAGGACUUUAGUUCCUAUUGUGUGUGUUUGCUGUUAUUCAUUAUAUACAUGUAGUAUGCCCGUGCUACAAAGUUGUUGGGUGAAUACAGUGAAACCAAUGUUUUUUCACUACUUAUCAUUCCGAAAUUUUAUCGUAAUACCUCCAGCUAUUGGUCUGACUUUUUUAAUGCAUUUUGUUAAAUGCAGAUUUUCCAAUCUAGUCUGUGUAUUCUCUGGGUGAUUCACGUUUAGAGAAAAUUUCAUUAACGAUGCACUUGUCUAGAUUAUUUGUAUAAUCUUUGUAGAUCUGGGCCCGAAUUAUGAUUCAUAGAUGAUGUUAACACAUCGAAUUUGUAUACAGCUCUUGUUGACAAACUAUUUUACAACCCGCGACUUUGGAUAUUUCAAUCGAUUGUACAUGUCCAGAUUCUGCUUUUAAUGCUACGAGACCUUUAGCUAUUUUUAGUACCUUAGUGCUUAACGAUGAAAUAAUUUUUGCGCCUGUCCCAAGUCAGGAGCCUCUGGCCUUUGUUAGUCUUGUAUGUUUUUUUUUUAAUUUUUAGUUUAGUGUGACGUCCAUUUUCACUGAACUAGUAUACAUUUUUAUUUAGUGGCCAGCUGAAGCCCGCCUCUGGUUGCGGGAUUUUCUCGAUGUGUUGAAGACCCAUUGAUGGCCUUCGUUUGUUUUCUUCUCUUUGGUUGGGUUGUUCAUUCUUCAUUUCCAUUUUCAAUUUUAUUGAUUGAUUGAUUAAUUGAUUGAUUAAUUGAUUGAUUGAUUGGUUGAUUAAUUGGUUGUUUGUUUGACUGAUUGAUUGAUUGUUUGAUUUGUUGAUUGGUUGGUUGAUUGAUUGGUUGAUUGAUUGAUUGAUUGAUUGAUUGAUUGAUUGAUUGAUUGAUUGAUUGAUUGAUUGAUUGAUUGAUUGAUUGAUUGAUUGAUUGAUUUUAAAGGGAUUUGCUCAUGUUGCUCCAAACAAAAGUCGUGACCAUUUGAUAAUCCUUUGUUUGUUGUUGUUAUUAUAAUUAUUAUUUAUAUUGUCGUCUUAAUUUCACCAAUGAAACUUUACAUUAAUUUUUGCCUUCGUAUUAAAUUAAUUUGUUUACUUCUUGAAACUCUACAAUGACCGUCUGAUUACAAUUAGGCCCUCAAGAAUGUGAAAUAUGAAAACUUAUUUGGCCUUCAAUACCUCAACCUUUUUUUUAUGUGGGUAUCUACUUUGUUCAGUAAGAUUUCGAAUUUGACAUUUAUUUUGUAAACUACCAUAGAUUUCCGGUAAUUGUUCUGCAUAAAACCCCAUGGAAAAGCACAUUAACAUAAUUUGCUAAUCGUUUAUUUGAACCCAAUAAUUUGGCAAGGUGUUGCAACCUGUAAUAUGAAGACGUGAAUGAAAAUGCGGAGUUUGUGAGACCAGGCUCAAGCAAGCAGCCACUCGUUAGCAGCUACUUCGCUAGCAGCCAGUUUUCAGAUAUUUAUAUAAACCCAAAUGUUGCAUAAGAUUCAAACGCACUUCAAAUGUUAUUAUUAAUAUAUAACCACUAUAUUAUCAGUCUUUUAAAUAUAAUUAACCAGUCAAAGACAUUAUUCAAUGAAUUUUAAAAUUUCAUUUCUUGUUCAUUAAUUAUAUAACAUUCUACUUCUGAACCAGUGGAUUUCGCUUACUUAUGAUUGGACGAAGGGUUUAUUUUUUGUACUCAAAGUAUGGUGGGCAAGGAAAUUAUUUAUUAGCUUUAAAAAAAUAAUCCGUGCUAUACCAAAACUUGGAAUUUUGAUCAAGUAGGCGCUAGAUCUCUAGCUUACGUUUGCACCUAGUGCGGACAAAAGUUUUGCCAUAGAAUUUUUAUUUACUAACUUUUCGGUAAGGGUUGGGUAGGGUAUCCGACCUCAACUUUGGACCUGUUUUAGAAAAAAAACUAAGUCGAACAACACCAUGGAUUUUUUCUACUGUAGACCUCAGCUACCAAGCUUCCCUUUGUACCUAGUGCUGACAAAAGUAUUGCCGUAGAAUUUUUUUUUAUCAAGGUUACGGUAAGGGUGGGGUUGGGUGUCCGCGGACCCCAACUUUGGACCUACUUUAAAAAAAAACUAAGCCGAACAACACCCUAGAUUUUUUCUCCAGUAGACCUCAGCUACCCAGCUUCACUUUGCACCUAGUGCGGACAAAAGUAUUGCCAUAGAACUGUUUUAUUAACUUUUUGGUAACGGUUGGGUAGGGAAUCCGACCUCAACUUUGGACCUACUUUAGAAAAAAAAACUAAGCCGAACAACACCCUGGAUUUUUUCUACUGUAGACCGCAGCUACCCAUCUUCCCUUUGUACCUAGUGCGGACAAAAGUAUUGCCUUAGAAAUUUUUGUAUUAACAUUUCGGUAAUGGUGUGGUAGGGUGGGUAGCUGAGGUCUACUUGAGAAAAAAUCCAGGGUGAUGUUCGGCUUAGUCUUUAGUUAUAAUGUAAUAACCUGGCAAAUUAUGAAAGCUCACGUCUUAAUUGAUAGGCAUAGAAAUGAAAAGAAAUGUAUGAUAACCAAUAACAAUCUACCAGAGACAAAAUAACGUUUGUUUAGGCAACUAGUAUGAUGGUCUGGAUGUGGGGUUCUUCAUUUCUGUAUUCUUUUAUAUUUUAUGCCAUUUUUCUCUAUUCUUUAAUGUUUUUAGGCCAUUUUUCUCUAUUCUUUAUUUCUUUAUACUUUUUGCCAAUUAUACUCUUUAUAUUUUAACACCUCAUUAUUCUAUUUUUUUGUAUUUCUUGGUCCAUUGUCUCUAUUAUUCAUAUUUUUUACCCACUAUUCUCUAUUCCGUAAACCCCCAUCCACACCCUCUAGUUAAGGUCACCAUAUAGCUUUCACAAAUAAGCAAAACUCAUACCUAAUAGGCUCCGAAUGGCAAAAUGAUUGAAUGCUAAUCCCGGAUUGAAUUGUGAAAUUUGUUUUUCAAUAUACUGGCAAAUGGACCUUGGUCAUCAAUCCUAAUCAUCUUAGAUCAACCUUUCUAAACUUAAAAGUAAAGAUCACGCAUCCUUAUUGUUCAGAUUGAUAAAGUCUGUUGCAUCCGUCGACAUUAUCUCCGAUUAAAUAAUAAUUGACCUGAUAACCGCUGUGCAUGUAUACUUUAACGACAGGUCUAGUUUUCUUAUCAGUUUUAAAAAGAAAUAACCUACCUUGUUAAUGUGAUGUUGUAAUCAAUCUAUCUAUUUGUACCAUCUUUAUAUAAUAUUAUAUUGUACAAUUUAAAUUUGUGAAUCGUUUAAUAUUUAAAUAUAAUAAUUUAUUUUUUAUUAAAGAUAUAAACAAGGUAAUUUGAAA
Molecule: messenger RNA, 8097 nt
Organism: Mytilus californianus (California mussel)
Lineage: Eukaryota; Metazoa; Mollusca; Bivalvia; Mytilida; Mytilidae
Exons: 8
Coding region: 1-909 (302 amino acids)
Source: RefSeq, a predicted model, not a curated record